Messenger RNA from Armigeres subalbatus, 1366 nucleotides. RefSeq lists its product as uncharacterized. The record is from RefSeq and is a predicted model, not a curated record. Bases 174 to 1217 code for a protein of 347 amino acids. Lineage: Eukaryota; Metazoa; Arthropoda; Insecta; Diptera; Culicidae. Gene Ontology annotation, molecular function: zinc ion binding; nucleic acid binding. The transcript is spliced from 2 exons.
AAGAAAAGUAAAGAUUAAUAAAAAUCUGUUUCUAAACCGAAAAUAGAUUGUUUUCCGGAUCUCCGACUACAGUUUAUCAGAAGUGGGAUCCAUACGGCAGCUUUUGUGGUGUUGGAAAGGCUGGUGACGAGACUUCCGACGUUGUGGAGAAGGUUUUCCAGAUUUCCAAGACGAUGCCGAUUACCAGAAGUAUGGCCGAUAAGAAGAAGAAGGAUACAACCAACGACGAUAGCGGGGAAGACGAGUUUUUUGACGUGAAGAAUGAAGAGAAGGUGCUUAAGAAGAAAGAAGCUCAAGAAUCAAAUCAACAAAGCCAUAUUUGCGUGCAGCAGACUCCUACUUUUGCUCCCCACCCACAUGAUCUGGGAAAACUCAUUCCGGAGUUUUCAGAAGGAGACGGUGUUUUGAAAUGGCUACGGAGGAUCGAUCACUUUCGCAUCCUAUACGGCUGGACUGAGCAAAUGUGCUUGUUGUAUGCUACUACGCGUUUGGUGGGAGCAGCAUCUAGUUGGUAUCGUCGACAGGAGGAAAAUAUAUUUUCGUGGAUGCAGUUCAAGGACCAGUUGAUCCAAGCAUUUCCGGAAUUGUACGAUGAAGCCGAUAUUCAUCGUCAGCUAGAGGCUGCUAAGAUAGGAAAAGGAGAAUCGUACGAAUCAUUCGUAUACAGAGUUGAUGCACUUGCGCAGAAAGGAGACUUCAGCACUUCCGCCACUUUGAAAUACAUCAUCAAAGGGUUGCGUGAUGACAAGGUCUAUGGGAAUCUGCUAGCAAGACAAUACACAUCCACGCUGGAGUUGAUACGGCACAUAAAAUGGGUGGCUUCAAAUCUGGACAUGGUGCCAGCUGCUAAUUGCUCGUCGAGCGUUACACCACGGCCACCGAAGAUUACAGGCGGACCAUUGUCAGUUGUUUCGGGAAGUGAAAUCACGUGCUUCAACUGUCGAGAGCAGGGGCAUAAAUCGAUAAAUUGCACCAAGCCACCUCGUCGAGAAAGGUGUACGAAAUGUCAGAAGGUAGGACACACAGCUGAAAGGUGUUUCGCUAUGGUUCCAACUCAACCCGGAUCAAGCACAUCAAAAUGGAGCACUACAAAUGCUGUCUUCAGCGGCAGCGACGACAAAGCCAUCGUUGUUGAUUCAUCAUCACAGGUAGAAGUGGACAUCGACAGAACUCAAGACCGUUUCCGUGCCUUUGCUUUGAUUGACACAGAUAAUUAGUGCAGGAUGGCCGAGCUGUAAGCGUAGAAGCUAUAAUUGUACCACCCUAUGAUUAUUUGAAUAUGGACCCACCCUAUGAGAGAAGUCAGUUAGCUGUCAGUGGUUGUGAGGAAGCACAAGAAAAGUAAAGAUUAAUAAAAAUCUGUUUC